Molecule: messenger RNA, 399 nt
Organism: Arabis nemorensis
Lineage: Eukaryota; Viridiplantae; Streptophyta; Magnoliopsida; Brassicales; Brassicaceae
Source: the annotation of a GenBank genome assembly
AUGUCAGUUAUCGUCCGUGAUGAGAAAGGGCAGCUUCUUCUACUCUGUAAAGGUGCUGACAGCAUAAUUUUUGACCGGUUAUCCAAGAACGGAAAAACUCAUCUAGAAGCCACUUCCAAGCAUUUGAAUGGAUAUGGUGAAGCAGGUUUACGCACGCUGGCGCUUAGUUAUAGAAAGCUGGAUGAGACUGAGUAUUCGGUAUGGAACAGUGAAUUUCACAAAGCCAAAACUUCAGUCGGAGCUGACAGAGAUGAAAUGCUUGAAAAGUUAUCUGAUAUGAUGGAGAAGGAAUUGAUUCUUGUCGGUGCUACUGCAGAAAGGGGUAUGAAGCAAAUAUCCAUAGCACUAAUAAAUGAAGAGAAAUUAAUCAUCCCAAGACCCCGAGGUUGUAUGUAUUAG